Molecule: messenger RNA, 673 nt
Organism: Syzygium oleosum
Lineage: Eukaryota; Viridiplantae; Streptophyta; Magnoliopsida; Myrtales; Myrtaceae
Exons: 2
Coding region: 53-490 (145 amino acids)
Source: RefSeq, a predicted model, not a curated record
AAGAGAGUUUGCAUGGUGAGUUCGUCCAAGUCAUCAUUGAGCGACUCGGGCAAUGGAGAUCAAGAAAACCUUUCGUCUUCUUGCACUCGCUCUCUCUCUUCUCAUGAUUGAAAGAUCGAUGGCAUCCCGAACUCUGGCCGAGAAUAAUCCUCCUCCUGACAUGGACGGCAGUAGGUUCCUCCCGAGCGGGAGCGUGGCCCCCAGGGAUGGCUCUCACAACGGCGACAGUUUGGACCAGGGUAUGGUCCUGGUGCCUCCGCCCACGAAGAAGACCACGAUGUCGCAAGCGGGUGCACCGGACAAGUCUGCAAGCGCCGUCGUGGUCUCCCCGACCGAUGCUAAAGUCAAUGUCUCGACCGCCGUCUCUCCUACAAGCGCCACUUCGGAAGCGAGCGUCACCAGCAGUAGCUACGCUUCAAGCACCGCCAGUGCAAGCAGCUUCAGUACCGUCAGUGAAAGCAGCAGCGCCACUUUUACUAAAUUUCCUUGAUGGGUGCCUAAUAAAAAGCAAAGAUUCUUGAUGAUUGUUGUUUUCUUUUCUUUCUUCUGGGGUUGUUCUCGCUCUUGUUGGAUUGAAGUGAUGCAUUCUUUCGUUGAGUUUGUGUCAAACUGUCCAGUUCACGUGUAACGUUGUUCUUAAUUUUGAAGUGAAUAUGUCUCUUUGUUUGAUAAA